UCUUCCCACUUCAUGUUGAUGUUUGUCAUACAAUUAGUACUAUUACAUUAUUUUUUUCAAAUUUUCAUUCAUACAUACUUCAAGAAAAAUGGAAUAUGUCGAAUCAAUUGACAGUGUUCAAUCCAUUAUGUCAAUAUAUAGACCUCUGAAAAAGCCCAAAAUGAGCCCAUCAUCAGAACACAGUAACGUUGGAUCAAGUGGAGACGGGUUGGGGCAUGUAGCUCAAAGGAUUAAAGCACGUGGCUAUGAACUACGGUUUUCUUAUACUCCUCAUAAUAGUUCAAGAUUUCGUUUUCCUUUUUCUCUUGAUGAUCCUCCAUCAAUAAGUAAUUGUCACCUUAAUUGGCAAUCACUUGUUCAAAAUCAAACUAUGAUUUCUUUUGCACCUCAAAGUUGCUUUAAUCAGUGUCGAACCACUGACAAUGGGACGACGACAACGACAAUGAUGAAUGUUUAUGGCACUGUCUCCUCCCCUGUCCCUAAACGGUACAGGGGAGUGAGACAACGCCACUGGGGGAAAUGGGUAGCAGAGAUUCGCCUUCCUCGUAAAAGAACUAGACUUUGGUUAGGCACGUUUGGCAAUGCUGAGGAAGCUGCUUUUGCUUAUGAUGUCGAGGCCUUUAGGCUCAGAGGAACAGAUGCGCGACUUAAUUUCCCGCAUCUGUUCGUCGGAUACCUGGACUCGUCUGGUAAUAACAUAGACGAGACUAAAUCAGCAUCCUCAAGUACUACUUCAUUCGCGAAGAAUGGUCCUCAAAUCCAACACAAUAAACGUCACAUCAGACAAUGUCAGAAGAAAAACAGGGUACCUUCAGCAGUGGAACAGAGUACCUCUGUUUUAGAUGAAAAAAUAAGGAUACAAGGUAAGAGUACGGACAAUACACUAUUAUGGUCCAGCUCUUCCAUGUACCCUGAUCAUAACUUAGUGCACCAGGAUGCCCAAAUAAGGAUGUUUGAUGGGAGCGGCUUUCAUGAAUCAACGCCAAAAUAUACUAGCAAUAUAGUACAAGAAAAUAGUGAUUAUCAGGAUUUGAGAGAUGUAAUCCAAUUAAAAGAAGGGCUAUUUGAUACAGAUAAAAGGUGGGAUAGCAGGGCUGAUAUGUGGAAAAAUGUACUUCAAUAUGGUUCUUCUUCUGCUGGCAGUCCAUUUGGGAAUUACUACAUUUGCACUGAUAAUAGUUUGCAGCAGCGUGAUUUCACCAUAAAUGGUCCAGUGGGAAUAGAUGACUAUUUGCAGGGACGGAUUUAGGGCGAGUUCUGGGGUUGAAGUGAAUUCUAGUGUUCUCAACUUAGAAUGUUAUAUACAUAUGAGGCGAAUCUAGAAUUUAAAUUUUAUAGCUACAAUCUUUAAAAUUUCUUUGCACUGAACUAAUUGUAUUUUUAAAUGAUGGAUUUAGAAUCUCUUUUUUGUUAUAAAUACAUUAUAUU
This is a messenger RNA of Solanum dulcamara, 1428 nucleotides long. Its product is annotated as ethylene-responsive transcription factor ERF086-like. Bases 89 to 1249 code for a protein of 386 amino acids. NCBI's taxonomy places the organism in Eukaryota, Viridiplantae, Streptophyta, Magnoliopsida, Solanales, Solanaceae. Gene Ontology annotation, biological process: regulation of DNA-templated transcription. The transcript has a single exon. The record is from RefSeq and is a predicted model, not a curated record. Gene Ontology annotation, molecular function: DNA binding; DNA-binding transcription factor activity.